AUGUGGCAGUCAUACGCUUUGUGGGCACUCUAUCUAGUAACGAUGAAAAUAGGCAUCAUUGGUAAUCUUUGGGUCAUUUGUUCCGUCAUACGCAAUACACGACCUCAGACACAUGGGUGGUUGCGACGGCCAAGCGACUGUCUGAGAAGCUAUAUUUUUGUUUUGGCGCUUGUUGACUUUUUUGUCGUUUGUUCGCUUGCUUUACGUAUUGUGUAUGUUUGGGAUGAAACGCUAACUUUCGAACUUUGGAAUUGUCGAGGCUUGUAUUUCAUUGAGCAGUUAUCAAAAAUGGUAUCCAUGUUUUGCCUUGCAUGUAUCAGUAUCGCAAGAUAUAUUACAAUAAGUAAACCUUUUAGCAACCAGAUUCAUAGACAUUUUCAUCAACGCUUUCCAGCAGUAACUUUAUUGCCAUGCUUCCUUGUCCUUAUUCCAAUAUUACUUACGAUGAAAACAAUCGAUGUUACCCCGGACAGGUGGGAUUGUCACAUUAGUGAUGACAGUGCAUGGAAUCGACUAACGGGCCUACUUGUUGGAGCAUGUUUUAUUUUAUUGUUGAUGCUUGUGAGCGCCAACUAUGCGGAAAUUGUGCGACAUGUGCACCGGAAAUUUUCAAGACGAAAAGCACGACGUAAAAGUUUUCAAAUAGAAAUUGGUAAGUUGCAAUGGCAAACAUUAUCAAUUGUCGGAGCCUCGAUACGUACGUGA
Molecule: messenger RNA, 705 nt
Organism: Loa loa (African eye worm)
Lineage: Eukaryota; Metazoa; Nematoda; Chromadorea; Rhabditida; Onchocercidae
Product: G-protein coupled receptor
Exons: 4
Coding region: 1-705 (234 amino acids)
Biological process (GO): G protein-coupled receptor signaling pathway
Cellular component (GO): membrane
Molecular function (GO): G protein-coupled receptor activity
Source: RefSeq, a predicted model, not a curated record